Messenger RNA from Choloepus didactylus (southern two-toed sloth), 2196 nucleotides. RefSeq names its product extensin-like. The record is from RefSeq and is a predicted model, not a curated record. The transcript has 9 exons. The coding region runs from base 1 to 2196 and encodes 731 amino acids. Lineage: Eukaryota; Metazoa; Chordata; Mammalia; Pilosa; Megalonychidae.
AUGGGGCGAGGCGGCGCGACUUCUCCCCGGCUGCCCGUGCAGGCAGGUGUGCGCCGCAGGGAGUCGAUCGAUCGGCGACCCUGGGCCGGCUGCCGGAAGACACCCCCUGAGGGCCAUUUGACCGACGCCCAGGAGCAGGAGCAGGGCGGGAAAGCGCGCGGGCCGGCGGCCAGGAGGCGGGGACCAAAAAGGGCGACAGCCUCCCCGUCGGGGAAUCGAACCCCGGUCUCCCGCGUGACAGGCGGGGAUACUCACCACUAUACUAACGAGGACGGCAAUGGCCCCUUUGGGCCCACGACGCUUGCCGGCUGCCCGCCCGACCCUUUCCCUCGCCGCCGCCGCCGACCCACGCCCAGACACGCCCACCAACCAGCCUCCCACCGGGACCCGGACAUCGCCACGACCCCCACCCCCCACCACCACCACCCAGGCGGCUCCGGACCACAUGCGGUUGGAGGCUGGCGGCAAGCGGCUGAGCCGGCGCGGCCGGGCUGGGUCGCGGGUGGGGGCGAGACGGCGUCGGCGGCGGAGACAGCGGGUUUUGCCGCCGUGGCUCCCCCUCGGCCCGCGCGCGGCCGCUCCACCAGGCACCGCGACGGCCACUUAGGAGGCACGGCGAACGCCCAAGGCCACGAGUGUUGGCGCCUGAUCCCAGCCAGCCGAGCGGCGACGCGCCGGGUCUCGCCUCCCGUCCUGGAGGGCGAGCCUCCAGACCCUCGCCGCUCGCUUCUCAGACCCACCCACCCGUCCCUCACACCCGCCGGCGAAGCACAAACAGCCCAGCGCAACGCUGCUCAAGUGCUCUCAGUGCCCAUCCCUGCUGCACCCUUUGCCUACGUCCUGUCCAUGCCAAUACCGCCGUCACCUGCCUUCCCCGCCCACCCUAACGUCCCUUCGGACCCCCACCGUCUCCUACGAUUGCCCGUGCCGCUCUCUCGUCCCUCCCCGCGCGUUCUCACCUUGGGUUCUUUGCCUCCCAACAGCCGCCGGCCGGUGCUGGUUCAGCCCCGCCCACGAACCCUUAGAUCCCCGACACCCGCCCACCAACGUCGGCCCCCACCCAACCCGAGCCAACAGCACCAGCGCGCUGCCGUGCCGCGACAGCCCGUUGUGCCCGUGCCGGCCCCCACCCUGCCAAGCUGCUCCUCACCUGGCAGCCCGGGGCCCCUGGCGAGUGCCGUCGGCCAGAAGGUGGAAGUGAGCCUCACGCGGAUUGGUCGUCAUACCGGACGUCCCUCGGCUGGCGGGCGGGAGUCCGAGGCGCGGCACCCGUCCGCCUUCUCCGGGGAAGGGGGCUACGGGAGGGGGACGCUGCACCGGGCCCUUCGGCUCACGGCGCUCCGGGCGCCCGCCUGGCCUGGUCCGGCCGCUGCCUUCCUCCGCGGGACCCCAGCGUUCUCGCGGCCCCGGGCCUCAGGGAGAGCGCAGGCCCGUGCGAGACUGCCUGUCUCUCGCCGCGCCUCGACGUGUCUGGCGCCUCUCGCCCGGGUCGCCCACCCGCUCCCUGGCCGCCGGCACGCGCCGCCUGGCGCGCUCCGGGAGUGCCGGAUGCCCGCUGCAGGCAGCGACUGGUGUCGGGCGGCUGGUGGCGAGCGGGCGCUGGGGCCAAGCGUGGCGAGCCCGGGCAGCGGCGCAUGGAUCCUUCCCCACACCACCCGCUCCGCUCCCGCCAGCCCCCCAAUCCCCGCGCCCCUCUCGCCCUACAGACCCAACAGGGGCCCCGUCCAGCACUUCUCCGGCUCGGCCACCCCUCCACCCGGCACCUCCCCCUGGAUCUUCAGCCAGCGCUCACUAGCAAGCAGCCAUCUCCUGGCAGGUCACCGGCUCGCACCAUUGCCUGCUUCGAACUCACACCUUAGCCUGAUGGCCUUGGGCGGCAACACCUCAAGCUCGCCCGGUGGGUCGACAGCGCCUUUGGUCUUGCUUGCGCCAGAGCCCUUCCUUCCCGGUUGUAAGCCCCGCCCCUCCCGUCUUCCUGCACCCGCCCCCGCCCCCCACCACCGCCCCCCCACCAUCUCCACGCUCCCACCCGCUACGGCCAGCUUCUCGGAUAUGCCUUGCUCUGACAACGCACAUCCACCCCACCUCCUGACCACCCUCCCCAUCCUCAGAAACGACCCGUCUCCCGCUCUUUCCCGUCUGGGCUCCACCACGGCCCAUGGCACCUGCGCCUGCCACGGCGACCCAUCGUCCUGA